Molecule: messenger RNA, 4104 nt
Organism: Mucor velutinosus
Lineage: Eukaryota; Fungi; Mucoromycota; Mucoromycetes; Mucorales; Mucoraceae
Exons: 9
Coding region: 1-4104 (1367 amino acids)
Biological process (GO): regulation of small GTPase mediated signal transduction; activation of GTPase activity
Molecular function (GO): GTPase activator activity
Source: RefSeq, a predicted model, not a curated record
AUGUUUCUGGAUUGGAUAGCUCAGCUUCGUUUGCUGCAGCAUGACUCACAAACAAAUAUUCUUGGUUCUCUUCCUUUGUCUAUCAGAAGAGUGCUGAUAUCUGAAAUUACAGGCUACCUUAAUCCAUCCUCGUCAGGCAAACAACCACCUGACCCAAGCAUCUUUGCUUCACCUGCUCAUGUAAAAUGGUUCAUGGAAGUGAUUGGACAAGGCUUUAACCUACCGUUAGAAGAUAUGGCCAUUACGAAUGACGAUGUGGAUAUCUAUGCUCGAUGGCUGUUUGAAUACAACAUGAGACCUUUGGCUGUGGUGGAAGAAGGGUUGGAGCAGGAGUUUUAUCAGAUUAUAUUUCAUCAGUUUUCAUUGUUAUUUCAACCUCGCAUUACUCGAACAAACAAUGGUGCUUCCAACACUACUUCAGCAGCAGCAGCGACAUCCACACCUCCUAUUUCUAUGCAACAAACAGCACAAGGAGGAGGAGGAUCAACGAAUAAGAUGAAUUCCUUUCAUAUCACCAUGAUGCCUGUAAACGCUCACAGCAAUUUAGGCAUGCCGUUCACGCCUAAUCCGUUGCCACCAACAAACCCAAGUAGCUCAUCUAAUGCUCAGAGCGCUCUCAAGGAAACACUCUCUCAACUCGUGCAAAGACAUGUCGAAUUAUGUAAAAAGACGCUCAAAGUAUUCGCCAUGGCUGGAAGGACCUUGAAACUGUCUACCGAGACGUGGUCUGUCUUGUUGAAGGUGAUGUUGGGUAUCACGGAUUAUCUAUUGAAGGAACCGUCAGGAGGAGAUACACUCAAUCUGGGUGUGGUGAACAUGGCGGAUGAAUUAUGCGACAGCCUGUUGCAGGUCUUGUUUGAACUAUGGCUUCGAUCAAACACCAUGGACGUGGAGAUGUGGGACAUCUUGAAGAGCUGCUUUAUUCGAUGGACACACAGAUCAAAGGCGAUACAGCAGUGGAGUUCGACAUCUUUAGCACUGACAAAGCGAAUUCAAAACUUGAUCUAUGGAGACAAGGAAGGCACAGAUGGCGUCUAUGUGAAUGGACCUAACAUCAAGCUCGACCUCCCAGCAGAAUUUGUAUACUACGCAUGGCAUCGAGUAAUUUACCUGAUACCUCACCCACUUCAACUUCCACCCAAUAACUUUACACUUGCGAUGCUCGGUAUUGGCAAUCUGGUAGAUACACUGAAUUCAUCCAUCAGUGGCGUCGACAUUGUCAACCAUGAAUCAUCGCCUGCCACCAACCCAGACGGCAACACACUGCUGCACAUGCUAGGCACCUAUCUCUUUGAUGCUGCUUCCAAAGCCAUUAACACGGACGCUGAAUCACAACGAGGAUGUGCGGAAUCAUUUGCUACACUGUGCAAGAUAUUCUGUAAACCGCAAAAGAGAGAACCGUUUCUCCGCACCUACAUUGAGCGAUUUUAUGCAGCAUUGCAAGUGGGACUCAAAUCUGAAGCUUGCUUACCGACCAUUCUACUGUCAUGCACAGAGUUGUUUGCUACUGAUCUGGAGGGUGUGAGGAUGCUGGUUCCUGAUUUUAUUUCAGCGAUCAAGAUGGUAUUACCCAAGCUGCGAUUCGAGUGUAGAACCAAUGUGUCGAUUGAUAACCUGAGAUUGGCCGCCAUCAAAGUGCUGAGUACCAUCAUGUGUAUGCCAAAUCACUUUGACAAGGUGGAACUGCAUUUGGGCUGGGAUUGUGAGAUGAAUAACCCGUCGUCAGAGAAUGUUGCUUUGGUAGGAGAGCAGGAGCAGUUGAUUACACAGUUGAUUCGCGUCUUGUAUGCAUCGCCCACAGAAGGAAACACGGAGCGUCCGUUUUUAUCACUCAAAUUCUAUAUCUUGGAAGUCUUGCUCAUGUCUCUUCGAACAGAGACAUCCUCUUACAACAUGCGAUAUAUCCUUCAUCUGAUCAAUGUCUAUGUGAUUGAGGAUGUGCCAUUCUGUCCAGGAUUGGUGGGGACCGUCGUCAAGCUGAUCCAAGACAAGAUUCUGACAAUGCAGCUACCCGCAGAUGUGACAUUGGUGGCGUUCGAUGUGCUCAUGGAUUUUGUUGAUUUAUACGAUUUUGUGAAACGAGAUAGUAAGAAUGUGGCGAGAGAACUCGUAUUGGCAUUGAGUCGCUAUGUGGAUACACUGAUCAGCGGAGGAAAAUUGGCACAGACAUACCCCUUGAUCGUUCAGGCAUAUGAUUGUAUGAUUAAAUGGAUCCUGGUCAGCCAGUGGAUUAUCGAUGAUAGAGAUUGCUACAAGGCGGUAAUUGCUACACUCAGCAAAGGAAUCACCCUAUUUGACAGAGAGAAUAUGGCACCCUCAGCGCCUGCAGAACCUGUAAACGUGGAGAAAAAGAAAAGACGAGAAACAGCAUUUCCACCUACCAAACAGCUAUUCCAGCUUCCUCCGCGUGUCAACAAAGGCGUCCAUCAUAACAGCAGUAGCCACCAUCCUCAAGACCAACAUGCCACAUCAUCCAACACGAGUGCAAGGCCAAGCUCCACACUACGUAAAAAGGAGCAGGUGGCCGUCAGAAUGGCAGCAGAGUAUUGUAUGUCCCAGUUUGUCAACCAACUAGGCAGGUUUGCCUUGCCUUAUGAACAUGCCUUGGGCGGCUCCAGGUCAGCAAAGGCAGACGACGUGGCUCAACUAAAGCACAUCAGGGCCGCCGACAAGGAAAACUGGACAGAACAUGCUACAUCCAUACGCUACUUUUUGAUUGACAAGCGCACGUUAUUGACCAUCAUUGAUGUCACAGAUCCACAGCCCAAGAAUGAUGAACCUGGCAACGUGCCAUCCAUUGUCGUUGUGAUCCGUGAUACCACUGGCAAGUAUAUGUGGUCUAUGGAAACGCGCUACAAUGACCACCACAAGCCAAGCACGAAAAGCAGCCAUUCCGAUUACUUGCAACCCCCUUCUAUCCACGAUAAGCGAUCCUCCCUCUACAAAUCAACGCCCCCUCUUCCUCAUUCACAGCCACAGCCGCAGGUCACUGUGCCCACAGCAACUGCAGUCAAUGAAAAGGAGAUGCCCAGCAUGGAUGAAGUAUUUGUACCUAAUUCAGAAGAGUGGCAUCAAUGGGAGAUGGCCAAGAUACUGAUGCAACGACAAGAGACUUCAGAGGAGACGUACGUCAAGCAAGACAAAGAUGCCCUCGUCAAGUGUCAAAUAGCACCCUCUGCUUCCAACAUUGAUCUCGACAGUCCAAGAGGAUUCAGGCUCUUGCUCUCUCAAAUUGGAUUUCUACUGCCCAAGAACAGACAUCAUAUUACGCCGUUGCCAAUGUCUGAUUCUGUGAUUUCAGAGAUGGAGACGUUAGACAUGUUGAACGAGCGCGAUUGCAUUUCUAUAUCAGCGUAUUAUGCUAAAUCAGGCAGUGUAUCGUGGUCAGAGCUGAUAGAGACACCACCUGCCCUGAGUGAGCAGUUUAUCCAAUUCAUCAACUGUCUUGGAUGGCCCGUCAAUACCCACCAGCAUAGAGGAUACAAGGGCAAGUUGGAUGCAUCCAUUUGCGAGACCGUUCCCUACUAUUCAGAUCGCACGGUAGAGUUUGUCGUCAAUGUGCCCUAUUUUUUGAAAAAACCUGCUGCUGAUGCCAUGGAAUGGGGCAACAUGAACACAAUAGCUAAGAUCCAUCAGCAAAUCUCUUCUAACGAUCAUGUGUGUGUGAUUUGGAUUGAAGAUUUAGCUCACUAUAAAUCCUUGGCGAACUUGAUCAAGGCAUCCAGCUCAGCCAACUCAAAGGCCAUGGUCUACAUCUUUAUCAACCCGCUCAAACACAGUGCCAAUGGAUUGUAUUGGGUUCGUAUUCUUGUGCCUCAUCAGGGCAAUUCACCAGCGAGUGUGUUGGCGAGUCAGAGGUUGGAUGAAAAUGCACUGAUUUUUGGCCCAUUAGUGGAUGGCAUUGUUGUGAGUCGUCAUGCUUUGGGCUCCAUGGUGAGAAGCACUGCGAUAUCUGCACAUCAAGCAUGCAGAGUAGUGACAGACACGUACACGCGCCCUUAUGUCAUUCGAAAGGAGUAUAUAGAAGAGAUGGCUCAUCGACACCGAGUCAAGUUACCCUUAUCAGAGUUCUACUCUGAUGUGUUUGCAGAGAGAGAUCAUUAG